AUGAUGGACUAUCAGUUCAAAGUGGAAUACAGGCCCGGAAAGAACAACAUCUCGGAUUAUACGUCAAGACACCCAUUACCUCGAGAAGAAUGUUCAAAAAAAGAGCUAAGCACGAGCAAAGAAAUCAAGCAAUAUGUCAAUUAUAUGCUUCAAAACAACAUCCCACGAGUGAUUGGAAAAGAAGAAUUGAAAAAAAACGUGGAAGAAGACCCAACAUUGCAAAGACUCUCGGAGUGUAUUGAGAAAGGACGAAUGGGGAAUUCUGAAGACAUAAUCGCGUAUAGGCAAAUUUUUUCAGAAUUGACGUUGGUAGACGGGCUGAUUAUGCGAGGUGAAACAAUUGUAAUACCCGAAACGUUACAGAAACAAAUGAUACAGAUUGCGCACGAAGGACACCAAUAGUACAUACCAAACAAAUGCUCCGAGCUCAUGUCUGGUUUCCAGGAAUCGAUGCAGCAGUGGAAAAAUACGUUGGUAGAUGUAUUGGAUUCCAAGCAACCACACCUUCAAACCAUAGAGAACCUUUAACAAUGACCAAAUUACCCGGAGGGCCGUGGGAAAGAGUUAACAUGGAUUUCGUAGGACCAUUGCCGAAUAAAGAUAUGAUUCUGGUACUGUGGGACCAAUACGCUAAGUACCCAGUGGUUGAAUUUGUUACCACAACGGCAGCGGAAUCAACAAUACGUGUAUUGGAUCAAGUGUUCACGACGUUCGGUUUACUGAAGCAAAUAAAAACCAGGGCGAAGGGAGAGAGGGCGUAGAAACAGCCAUACAUCGAGCGGACCCAUCCGUGAUGCGGGCUUUGCGGGGGGUAAGACAUUCUAAUUGUAAACAAAUAUGGCUACGCAUAUAUGACCCAUCAGAAGGUAUGCUGAAACUAUUGCUUUAUAAAAUAUUACUUGUGUAAAAUUUAUAUGUUUUUGUUACUUUCAGCUACUAUAAGAAACUUAAAGAUAAGAUUUAAGUAACAAAAAACUUUAUUUCGGGUGUUAUUUUAUUUAUAUACUCUGUUUAAUUUGGUGGUUAAAAAUGGCCGUCGAAAUGUUGUCCGAGAGUGUUAGCACGCACUGCUUCCUGAUAAAAAACCAAUGAUUUCCAAAACCUAAAUUAUAAUUUGUUAUUAAGUUAUGAUGAAAACCUUUGCGUAUACAAAAUUAUAGAGUGAGCAAACAUGAGACAGAUAGGUUUUGAACCUUUCAAAGUUCGAGGUCGAAUUGACAAUUGAAGUAGUACCAAACUCCAAGCUGAAUUGUGCAACUAAAUCGUGUAUAUUUUUGUCAAUUUUGUUCGCUGGCUUUGUUAAAUUCACUUGCAAUGUCUCGACAUAAGUUACAACAUACAAACUGAGCAGAGCCCAUGAAAGAGCUAUCCAUACCCAUACAGUCAUUCAGCUUCCUUGCUAUUUAGAAAUUGUUGCCCAUUAGUUGAAGAAGAAUUGCUAUUGUAUGCGCUUGUUUGCACUUCCUUUCCUGAAAAAGGCUACAAUAUUAAGGCUAAAUAGCAGAAAAAUAUGACCCAAUAAUCCAUGCAAUUAAAAAUAUCUAUCAAAUUAACUUCAAAAAUCAUGAUUUGAAGAAUUAUAUCUAUUCAGGCAACCCAUAAUUUAGUGACAGGUCUUGGCAAGGUGAAAGCUGAAAGGAACCCUUAAGAUGGGUGUACUACAAAACUAUAUUGACUGAAGUUUUGGAAACAUUUAACUAAAUUUUGAAGGAUUGACUUGCAAACUGUGAUUCAGUAUCAUCGAAUUUUACACUUCUGGAGAAGUUGUGGCUCUGUUAGUGCCAUUUCUUUCAUUGUUUAUAUAUCUUGCUUUUAAGCAUUGCUGGCUUAUAAAAUCUUUCAAUUCCUUAGGGCCUGUUUAUAUGAUCCCGCCUAGAUGCAUGGGACGGGACGUUUUCAUCCCGCCAAGACAGGAUACUCGCCUAGUGUUUAUAUGGACAAAAUACAUUGCCGGGAUGAAACCAUUCGGUGCUUGACGUCAUAUUUUUGUUGCAAUAAACUGCAUUUACGCAUGCCCAAAAGGGAAAAAUUAAUUCCGCCUAACCGGGAUAAAGUGUUUAUAUGAGAAUUUUUCAUCCCGGCUAGGUGGGAUGAAGUGUUUUUAUAUGUGAAUUUUUCAUCUCGCUUGGGCAGGAUCCCGGCAUCUGUUGCCGAAAUUUAACCAGUCUAGGCGGGAUAAGUGGCGGGAUCAUAUAAACACUCUUUAGCAUUUGUAUUAUGAGCGGGAUCUCGGUAAGCAUCCCAUCCCACCUGGCCGGGAUCAUAUAAACAGGCCCCUAAUCUCAUCCCAUGAUACUGAAUCACAGUUUGUAAGGCCCCAUUUACAUGAGACCAGGAUGAAACCAACCUGGAAUGAAAAUUGAAAUUGCAUGUCAACAUGUUUACAUGAGACCAGUAUGAAAAUCACAAAAUUUUCAAUUUAUUCCCCUUGCCAGGCAAUUUUAUUUUUUAGAUGACUUUUGUUAGCAUGUGUUGUUCACUUGUUCCAAUGUCAACAUUCAUUCCAGUCUGAAUUCAUACUGGUCUGAGUCAGUCGGCUUGGUCCAGCAGGCGGAAUGACUUGAGAUCUCAUGUAAACAUCUAUUAUAUAUAAUAUAACCAAAACGAAAUGGUCCCGGUUAAUUGACUUCGUUCCAGUCUCAUGUGAACUGGACCUAAUAAAAUCCUUCAAAAGUUGGCUAAAUUUUUCCAAAACUUCAGUCAAUAUAGUUUUGUAGUACACCAAUCCCAAGAUCUGUCACUAAAUUAUGGGUUGAUUGCCUGAAUAGAUAUAAUUCCUCAAAUCAUGAUUUUUGAAGUUAAUUUGAUAUAUAUUUUUAAUUGCAUGGAUUAUUGGGAUUUUCUGCUAUUUAGCCUUAAUAUUGUAGACUUUUUUCAGAAAAAGAAGUGCAAACAAGCGCAUACAAUAGCAAUUGUUAAUUCUUCAACUAAUGGGCAACAAUUUCUAUAAAUAUGAAUGACUGUAUGGGUAGUGGACUAUGGAUAGCUCUUUCAUGGGCUCUGCUCAGUUUGUAUGUUGUAACUUAUGUCGAGCCAUUGCAAGUGAAUUUAACAAAGCCAGCGAACAAAAUUGACAAAAAUAUACACGAUUUAGUUGCACAUUUCAGCUUGGAGUUUGGUACUAUUUCAACUGUCAAUUCGACCUCGAACUUUGAAAGGUUCAAAACCUAUCUGUCUCAUGUUUGCUCACUCUACAAUUUUGUAUACGCAAAGGUUUUCAUCAUAACUUAAUAACAAAUUAUAAUUUAAGUUUUGGAAAUCAUUGGUUUUUUAUCAGGAAGCAGUGCGCUCAACACUCUCGGACAACAUUUCGACUGCCAUUUUUAACCACCAAAUUAAACAGAGUAUAUAAAUAAAAUAACACCCGAAAUAAAGUUUUUUGUUACUUAAAUCUUAUCUUUAAGUUUCUUAUAGUAGCUGAAAGUAACAAAAACAUAAAUUUUACACAAGUAAUAUUUUAUAAAGCAAUAGUUUCAGCAUACCUUCUGAUGGGUCAUAUACGCGUAGCCAUAUUUGUUUACAAUUAGAACGUCUCACCCCCCGCGAAGCCCACAUCACGGAUGGGUCCCGCUCGAUGUAUGGCCGUUUCUACGCCCUCUCUCCCUUCGCCCUGGUUUACAUUGUAUCGGAUCACUUUGCGUCCGACGCAAAAACCAUACCGGAUAGGGCUUCUGUUUACAUAUGAAAUGUUGUUAUCGUCUCAAUUUCUGCAACGGACCGGUGGUGCGGCGUUCGCUCUUCGAAGUGGUGCGCGAUGUAUCGGAUCGCUUUUUGCAACGCUCUCAUUGCAAUGUAAACACCAAUCGGAGCAAUUUUCGGUUCAAUGCGUGACUCAAGAUGGCAUCAGGGAAACAAAGACUUGCUAUUCUAAUCUUAUUUGCAGGUAUAGCUUGCUCACUUAUAAUAUUUUUGUAUUUAGUUGGGCGAGGGCGGAAGCUGUUUAUACUUGGACCGUAACGUUUCGUGAACGAAGCAAAAACCGAUCCGAUACAAUGUAAACAUAGCCCUAAAGUGUUCACAUCAGAUCAGUGAAAAUGCUCGUCGGAAAAACUCAGUAUUUGUCGUAUUUUACAAAUCUGUCACGUGAUUUACCACCGCCCGUACACGGUACACCGCGACACUUAGAGCUAUAUGAAAGAAUCUUGUUUAUGUUUAUGUUUAAUGAUUAGAUUGUAAUUGUUAAUAUCAUAAUUCCGCGAUCCAUAUGUUGGCUCGAAACAGGGAUGCCGGAAGUUGCUGAGGGCAAGGGGUGCAAUUGGUUAACAAGAAGGCAUACUCCUUAACAAAAGGCACCAAUGAAAAUGAAAGGGCGUCAUGAUCCAACAUUCGUGUCAACCUCCCUCCCCGUCACCAAAUGUUUUCGGACCGAAUACAAUUAUUUAGGCACAAUUCCUCCGUAAUUUCUCGCCAAAAAUUCCAUAAGUGAUGCUUUCCGUUUCACCUUUCGCCAAAUGGAUAACAAUUUUGCCGAAUUCCUGACGACUGGGGGGUGGAACACCCCCACAUACAUCCUCGAACGACAUUUAAUUCUGUCUGUUGUAAAAGUUUUGUGCACCCGGUACACCCAUAGUCGGCACCCGCACUGCACCCACAAAGUUGAAAAUGCAAAAGGCAAGGGGUGCACUUGCACCCGCUGCACCCGUGGUUCCGGCAUCCCUGGCUCGAAAGUACAAAGGAAAUCAUUGACAUCAGUGAAAAUCAGUCCUGCUCUGGAUUUAAAAAGAAGCAUCAAAUCGGCAAGAUAUUAUAUGUUACUAUAUGUUAUAUAUCAAGAUAAUAUAUUUAUUAUAUAUGUUAAUAUAUUAUGAUAAUAUAUUUAUUAUAUAUAUGUUACUAUUAUCAUUUAUAGACCUGGAGCGAGGGGGAUUCGGCGAAAUAUUACCAGAAGUGAUGAUAUUUCCCGAGGGGCUUUGAUAUAUUAUACCGAAAAUUAAAAGCCUCCAAGUUGAGAAUUAAAAACUUGACAUAUACCUUCGUGAAUACGAUGUUUUAUUUUCGGAUUAACGCAUCAGAUUUUCGAAUCACGUUCCCCGGGGAACAUGGGGUGGAACAUUGUCAAAAGGAACGCAGGCUCGCUAAUUGAUGACGUAAGGCGUGACAUCGCGAUUAAUUUCAUGCUCACGUGGCACAAACUAAGCUUCCUGAUUGGACAAUUUGAAUUUGAGGUAUAAUAUUAUGUUAUAUAUUAUAUGUUACUAUAUGUUAUAUAUUAUAUUAUUAUUAAGAUAUUAUAUAUCUUAAUUGUGUUAUUAAAUAUGCAACACAAACUUGUUCAAACUGAAGUCAUUAACAGCCAUUUGAGUGAUCAUAGCAUUGUCUUAUGUGUUUUGAAGGGUGGCCUUCAGAAACUGCCGCCGCGUAUACACGAGUCUAGAUCUUUUAAGAAUUAUUGUAAACAAUCAUUUGUUGAUGACCUUAGUAGUGUUCCAUGGAAUGUCAUUGUCAUUGAAGCGGCUGAUUCGGUUGACGAUGCUGUUUCCCUUUAGGAGCAUUUGUUUUGCAGCGUUGCAGAUCAACAUGCUCCCAUUAAGAAAAAACGUUUGAAAGGUGUUUCUUCCCCGUGGGUGACAGAAAAUCUUAUUAGUAUCCGCCAAGAUCGUGAUUACUUUCAUCGUAAAGCACGAAGGAGUAAUGGAAGGUAUCACUGGAAUAUGUACCGGAAAAUGAGAAAUUAUAUGCUUCUCGCGAGGAAAAACGUUUGAAAUCAAAAUAUUUUUGACAAAUAUUUCAUUGAGGAAUCGAAAUUUUGUCCAUGAUCAGUUAAACUAUUGGCCUUAAUAAGAUCAGCGCUCGGCUUUUAAAGGAUGCCUCGGAAGUUAUAUCACCUGUACUGACUAACUUGAUUAAUCUUUCUAUUGAACAGUCUUAUUUCCCUAACAACUGGAAGUCCGCAAAAGUCAUGGCUUUAUUUAAAUCCGGUGAUAAAUCUAACUGUAAUAAUUAUCGACCAAUUUCCAUUCUGCCGACCGUUAGCAAGAUCAUUGAACGUACUGUCCAUUUUCAAUUUUAUGAUUACUUACAAGAGAAUAAGUUAUAUACUUUCUAUUAGACAGUUUGGUUUUAGGCGUAAUCGGUCUACAUCUAGUGCCCUAUUACAGUUCACUGAUGAGUUGUUAAUGAAUAUGGAUCGUGGUAGUCACAGUAUCUGGCGUCAUCUACUUGGAUUUAAAGAAGGCAUUUGACACUGUCAACCACGCAAUUCUACUCCAAAAACUGAAACGGAUUGGUGUAGACUCAAAGUCCUUACAGUGGUUCCAAUCAUAUUUGAGUCAUCGUUAAUAAUUGUUAUUCAAACCAGUGCAAAGUGUCUAUUGGUGUAUCUUUGGGGCCCUUGCUUUUUUUGGUGUAUAUAAACGAUCUCUCGUCGUGUUUACAUCAUACGCAAGCAUCUCUAUUUGCAGAUGACACGGCGAUCUACUGCACAGCCUCUACUCCUAGUGAGCUUCAGACCUUAUCCCAUACCUGUGUUAAAAGCGGCUUUCUGAUUGGUUUAGAGCAGGUGAGCUUGUCGUCGAGCUCACCUGCUUUUUGCCGAGCUCACCUGCUUUUCGCCCGAACUCACCCGCUAAACUGCUUACGUUGCAAUAACAAUAACAAAUAUGGCGGACAAGAUUUAGCCGAUAAACCUAAAUUUAAAGAACUUUUUUCGGUGACUAACAUACUGAGACUGAAGAAAAACCAAAGAAAAAAUGCAGUAAAGGUAAUGUUGACGUAGAUAAAGAAGUAUUUUCUUGCCCAGUGAUUUUUUUGGCCGGGAAAAUGUUCACAAAACAUCGACGAAUAUAUCGCGAAGACCUACAAAUCUGUGUAUGGCUCGGUGUAUGGGAUAAAAACCAAACGUACUUGCAGGUUCGGUGAGUCCGGGAUUGGACGCACCUCCGGUGGCUGGAAGUUUCCAGAACUCACCUCGCUUCGCUCG
Messenger RNA from Paramuricea clavata, 6919 nucleotides. The record is from the annotation of a GenBank genome assembly. NCBI's taxonomy places the organism in Eukaryota, Metazoa, Cnidaria, Anthozoa, Malacalcyonacea, Plexauridae.